This is a messenger RNA of Mucor mucedo, 1751 nucleotides long. RefSeq lists its product as uncharacterized. The transcript has 2 exons. Lineage: Eukaryota; Fungi; Mucoromycota; Mucoromycetes; Mucorales; Mucoraceae. The record is from RefSeq and is a predicted model, not a curated record. The coding region runs from base 19 to 1671 and encodes 550 amino acids.
UUUUUUUUUUUUUUCGUCAUGAGUCAAAGUAACUCCAUACCCUGUUUAUUACAAACUACAAGUGACAUGCCACAUUUUCAACCCCAAGCAGAGGAUAUUUUGACGGACGAAGACCUACUUGAAUUAUUUCGUAUUGUCAAACAAAUUAUUCGAAAAAAGCCUGAUGCUGAACGCAUGGCUAAAUUGUUCUUUUGCAUUGUGUAUGCCCUUGGGGAUUUGUACCAUUUCUAUAAACCCAUUCACAGCGAUUGCAUUGUUUUUCGAGACGAGUCUAACGGACAAGCAGUGACAGCCGACGUACAACUACCCAAUUCUGUCUCUUGUUGUCAAAAUACAAUCACCACACCUCCUCCUUCUUCUUCCAAUACAAGCUCACCUAUUCCUCCUGUGCCACAGAGAUUACUAUCCGUAUCUUAUUUAACAAAUCCAACACCCGCCAGUCCACAACAAAUGAGAGAAGAUAUUUCCACAGAUCAGUAUUCAGUGAGACCUUACACACAUAUCAGGCCCUUAUUCACAUCUGCGCCACCUUCAUUUCAACCACCCACAGCUCCCUGGUCUCCUACAACCAUUUCAGAAGAUCAACCCAACAGAUAUCCACAUUUAAAUACACUGAUGAAUGGCAAUAGUGAGGUCCUGAUGGAACCCAAGCAGCGUGGAUUUUAUUAUCAGGACGGUAGAAUCACGAGAGAACCCGCAUCUCUACAAAAAUUUGCUGAACAAGGUGUACUCACACAUGCUUCCCUGAUGCGGAAAAGAAAAAAACCAGAUAACGAAUUAUUUCCAUCAGAUUUGAUCACCUCACAGGUCGUGAAAAAACCCAAAAUACCACACAGACACGGCGAGUUUAAACAACGGCGUGACGAUAUUAUUAGUCGGAUGAGGACAAUUAUGAUGGCCGAUUUAGAACAAAAAGCACAACGAUUGCCCAGUCACUUUACACUAGGCAUUGAAAAGGUCAAACUACCAAAGAAUCUCAACUUGGAUAGUUUAAGCGCGGAAGAGACGGGUAAUUUACUAGCACCGGCAUUAGGGAUUUUGACGCAACACUCCAAUAUGAAACCACACCUUGACAAUGGCAUGAACCAAAAUGGAAUUUACUAUAACAACGAUUACUUUAGGCUCUACCUGGCCUUUGUUCAAUUCCAAGAUAUUUUUGCCGAGAUCUUUCCUCAUGAAGUGAUCAAGGGUUCUACCGAAGAAUCCCUUUCCUCCUCACCAGGAUUGUCAAUGUCAGAACGAGAUAAAGAUAGAGAGCGGAAUGCUAAUAUGAAGGCAUACCGAGGUUGGAUAGAACCGUUCUUGACGGAAACGAAUUGGGCUGCAUUUCGACGUAAUAUUAUGGUGGGCGAGAGAAUCAUGCAAUUAACCAAAGUGGUGGGACAAGGCAUCUUGCUUAUGACCAAAGAAUUAAGUGGAUCGAAAUUACACUUGACGUUUACAAAUAAUGAAUGGGACGAGUUCAUCAGUGGCCUUAGUCAGGGUCUUUGGGAUGAAACUAUCGAUUGGAGUCAUGAAGACGAGUUGACUGAAAAAGAAGGAAUUUCUUUAUUAGUCACUGAAUUAAAACUCAAGUUUGCCACUCAUUUUUGGUUUACCGCUGAAGGAUCUGUCGUCCCACCAGUGGAAAGGAAAGCCGCUAGAGCAAAACAACGUUUAAACAACAAAUAAUAACUACCGCCAUUUUAGAAAAUACCCCCCUACUCCCUCCUCUCUGUAUAUUAUAUAAAUAUUUUUUUUUACUUAUUAUC